CCGGUGGCUAGGGUUAAAACGUAGGUACGGGAUCCAAGAACCAAACUUGAGUACCUACUCGUUUGGGGGUACCACCCACCCAACAGUGAACACUACGCUGUCGGUUUUUGGUUGGCCUUAAGUGAAGGUAAGUUUAAGAUUUCCAAAACCCUUUUAUCUUAAACUAGGCCUAGCUUAAGGAUUAUUAGGAGUACUCUGUAUACUGGAAUAUAGUUUAAUUAGUUAAACUAGAAUUCAUUUAAGGGUUGACAAAUAUUAAAUUGUUUCUUCUUUGCUUCUUCAGUUCUUCCGAUUUCAUUCAAUACUCGCUAGGAAGACGAAAUGGCGCUAUUGCUUCCUGCAUCAACAUCGCCUUCAGAUUUCCACAAAUUUCCAUCUUCCAUUGGGAAAACCCUAAACUCCAUAUCGCGUCUUCCAUUUACAGUAAGAGCUGGGAAGUAUAAAAAGAGCAGCCAGAGGGCUCCGUCAUUUGUUGCUUUAUCUGUGAAGAGCAGUCGACCAGUUUGCAAAACAGGUCAAGGCGGUGCAAUUGAUAUUAAAUCAAGUAAAUGUGGUGGUGAAUAUGGGAAAUUGAUCAGAUUGAGCGAGGGAAGGGACGAGGAUGAAUUAUAUGGGUCUGUGUGCCCUGGUUGUGGAGUCUUUUUGCAGGAUAAAGACCCCAAUCUUCCCGGGUACUACAAGGAACCCACAGUCGGUUAUUCGAAAAUAGAUGUAGAGGAAAACAAUGAGGGUGUUUUGGAUGACGAUGAUGGUGGUGGCAGCGACAUCAGUGAAGACUAUGAAACGUUUGAUGAUAUUGAUAAAAUUGAAGGAAGAAUUGAAGAAAUGGAUUCCGGAAAUGAAGAUGAGAUUGAUUGGGAUACGGAACAAUGGGAAUCUGGCUUUGAAACAGAAGAAAGUGAUGGGUUGGAUGGGUUUGCUCCGGCGGGUGUAGGUUAUGGUAAUGUCACAGAGGAGUAUCUUGAGGGGUUGAAGCAGAAACGGGUGUCAAAAGCCGAGAGGAAAAAAAUAGCACGAGAGGCAGCUAAGAGCGAAAAGGAGGAGGCGGUGACAGUUUGUGCUCGUUGCCAUUCAUUGAGGUACUAUGGACAUGUUAAAAAUCAAAAGGCAGAGAACUUGAUACCCGAUUUUGACUUUGACCGGUUGAUAGCUACCAGAUUAGUGAAACCCAGUGGGAAUGCUGAUGCCACAGUUGUGCUCAUGGUGGUGGAUUGUUUAGAUUUUGAUGGGUCAUUUCCAAAGAGGGCUGCCAGCUCUUUAUUCAAGGCACUAGAAGGAAGCCAAAGAGAAGGUUUGAAACAAAGUAAAAGACUGCCAAAACUUGUUCUAGUUGCAACAAAGGUUGAUCUUCUCCCAUCCCAAGUGUCACCGGCAAGGCUUGAUAAAUGGGUGAGACGGCGUGCUAAGGCUAAUGGUGCAUCUAAACUCAGUGGAGUUUAUUUGGUUAGUGCCCGUAAGGAUCUUGGCGUGAGAAACUUACUGGGAUUUGUUAAGGAGUUAGCCGGUCCACGUGGUAAUGUGUGGGUUAUUGGAGCUCAAAAUGCAGGAAAGUCAACCUUGAUCAAUGCAUUUGCUAAGAAGGGUGGAGUGAAAGUUACAAAGCUUACUGAAGCUCCUGUUCCUGGAACUACACUUGGGAUCCUGAGAGUUAGAGGGGUACUGUCUGCCAAGGCCAAGAUGUAUGACACACCGGGCCUUCUACAUCCGUAUCUAUUGUCGAUGAGACUAAGUAGGGAUGAGCAGAAAAUGGUCGAGAUACGGAAGGAACUUCAACCUCGCAGCUACAGAAUAAAGGCCGGACAUACUGUACAUGUUGGAGGGUUACUAAGAUUAGACCUCAAUCGUGCUUCGGUGGAUACCAUUUACAUCACUGUUUGGGGGUCUCCAAGUGUCUCUCUACAUCUUGGUAAAACAGAAAAUGCCGAUGAAAUUUGGAGCAAGCACUGUGGGGUUAGGUUGCAGCCUCCUAUUACCACGGAGAGAGUUCCUGAGUUGGGCCAGUGGAAAGAAAGACAAAUCAAAGUGUCUGGCACAAGCUGGGAUGUGAACAGCAUUGAUAUUGCUGUGGCUGGUUUAGGGUGGCUUUCCUUUGGUUUAAAAGGUGAAGCGGACUUAAGGUUGUGGACAUAUGGUGGCGUCGAGAUCACCUUCCGUGAGCCAUUGAUACUUGACCGUGCCCCGUUUCUUGAGAGACCUGGAUUUUGGCUACCCAAGGCCAUCUCAGAUGCGAUUGGAAACCAAGCCAAGCUUGAAACUCAAACAACAAGGAAAAGCAAACAAGAUAAAGACACGAUCUUACCCUCAGAAGCAAAAGUAUCCUCUUGAAGACUAACACAAUUUUUUUACACUAUGGUUCAAGGAAUUUGAAAGGGGAAAAAAAGAAAAUGAUAUAGAAAACUGUUUCUCUUGUUUGGUUAAAGAAAAGAAAGAAACAAGAGAAGGAAAACCCUCUUCUUUUAGUGAGAAAAAUGAGAGAAAACUAUUUUCUUUUCUUUUCUUUCUAAAUCCCUUGAACCAAACAUAGUGUUAGUGUUGAAUGAACGGUCUACAUGAAGUGAAGCCUAACAUUUCCCUGAAGAUUGCAAAUUUUGCACGGAAAUGGUGGACGUGAUAGAGAGAUUGAGAAUGGGUUAACAUCAAGCCGGCAGCAAGAUUGAGUUAUAAAGACUGGCAACAAUUGAGUGAGUUCAAUAUUUUACUCCGUAAGCUAUACCCCGGGGUACUGCCUAUUACUUUACAGUUCAACUAUGCCAUAUGUACACCACCACCAUUGUUACAUCAUGGUGUACGCCAAGACACUUUUCACCUUCAACGCUUGAGAAAUUUCGCCGACAAUAUUCGUAGAGUUGUACUUGUAGAUGUGACACUUAUACCUACAACAUUUCUCCCACAAGUGUUGUAGAUGAAAAGUGACUUUGGUGUACCAAAGGUAUUUCCCCUUUCCAAUUUGCUCCUUCAAGGUGUAACUGCUGUCCUACUCCGUACUUCUUUUGUAU
Molecule: messenger RNA, 2996 nt
Organism: Cuscuta campestris
Lineage: Eukaryota; Viridiplantae; Streptophyta; Magnoliopsida; Solanales; Convolvulaceae
Source: the annotation of a GenBank genome assembly